This is a messenger RNA of Brachypodium distachyon (stiff brome), 2826 nucleotides long. Its product is annotated as leucine-rich repeat receptor-like protein kinase PXC1. Gene Ontology annotation, biological process: protein phosphorylation. Bases 421 to 2643 code for a protein of 740 amino acids. The record is from RefSeq and is a predicted model, not a curated record. Gene Ontology annotation, molecular function: ATP binding; protein kinase activity. Lineage: Eukaryota; Viridiplantae; Streptophyta; Magnoliopsida; Poales; Poaceae. The transcript has a single exon.
CUGGCUGCGGGACCUCCCCGGCCUGUACGCUAGGGGGGAGCCUCCCUUGCCUAGGGGCCCGGCCGGCCAACACGAGCAGACAAAGCACAGAGCGAAAGCGAAAAAGCAGAAGCAUCCAGUACUGACACACUGCCUCUCACUCACGGCCUAUGACCCCUCCACAUCACUCCCCCCUCCUCGCUUCAAACGGAACACCUUCCGUCCAGUUCAAAAAUCAAAAGCCGCCGCUCCGGCGAAAGCACGGCACGGCGCUUCUCUCCUCCUCUCUUCUCCCAAUGCAGAUUGAUCGAGCAAAGAUCAUGGCUUUCCGCCUUUCGCCCAUUGCGUGAUUGAUUGAUCGAUUGAUUCCCUUCCCCCCCUGCCAAUCUUCUUCAAGCUGUAGCUCAAGAAUCUAUCUGGCCGAAGCUCCGGGGGCAGGCAAUGGCGGCUCUGGGGCUCUUCUUCUUGGCUGCCAUGGGGCUCUUGACGUCAGCGACUGUGUCGGCGGCGGCGGCGGUGCCGCGGCCGGAGGCGAAGCCGAGCGACACGGACGCGCUGACCAUGUUCAGACUAGGCGCCGACGCGCACGGCAUCCUGGCCAACAACUGGACCACCCCGGACGCCUGCGCGGGCCGCUGGGCCGGCGUGGGCUGCUCCCCGGACGGCCGCCGCGUGACCUCGCUCGCCCUCCCGUCGCUGGACCUUCGUGGCCCGCUCGACCCGCUGGCCCACCUCGCCUCCCUCCGCGCGCUCGACCUCCGCGGGAACCGCCUCAACGGCACCCUCCGCGCCCUCUUCCUCGGCGCCGGCGCCGGCGCCGAGGGCCUCCAGCUGCUCUACCUCUCCAGCAACGACCUCUCGGGGAACAUCUCCGGCGUUGCCCGCCUCUCCGGGCUAACCCGGCUCGACCUCGCAGACAACAGCUUCUCCGGCCCUGUCUCUCCGGAAGUGCUCGCGAACCUUACCGGGUUGCUCACUCUCAAGCUCCAGGACAAUCUCUUCGCGGGACUCCUCCCGGAUGUCGCGACAAUCCUGCCGCGGCUGGCGGAGUUCAACGCGUCCAACAACCGGCUCUCGGGACGUGUCCCCGACGCCGUGCGAGCCAGGUUCGGGCUCGCUUCCUUGGCCGGCAACGCCGGCCUCUGCGGUCUCGCGCCGCCAUUGCCGGCAUGCUCUUUCCUGCCGCCACGGGAGCCCGCACCGACAUCCCCGUCGCAGUCGUCCGUGGUGCCGUCCAACCCGGCCGCGUCGUCUUCUUCGUCUUCCGUGGCGCCGGCGGCGCUGGCCACGCCGGAAGGAGCUGGUGCCAGCAAGGGGGCCGGCCUCAGCGCCGGCGCCAUUGCUGGCAUCGCUGUUGGUAAUGCCCUCUUCUUGCUCGCUCUGCUGUCUCUGCUGCUCGCCUACUGCUGCUGCAUCAGCAAUGCCGGUCAUGGCCGCGAGACAGCCGCCCGGAAGAGGAACCGCGUCGGCCUGGAGGACGCCGACGGUGACGGGAUCUUCGGCGGCGGCCAUGGCAAGAUGCAGCCGGCUCGCCCCGGCAGCGCCACCGGCCGCUGCAGCGACGACAGCGACGGCGCCCGCAGCAAGCUCGUCUUCUUCGGCGACAACCCCGAAGCCGAAGACGACAGCGAUAGCAGCACCGGCGGCCACAGAAGGACGACAUCCAAACCGAAGUGCAAGUUCGAGCUGGACGAGCUUCUCCGAGCGUCGGCAGAGAUGGUGGGCCGAGGCAGCCUCGGAACAGUCUACAGAGCGGCGCUCCCCGACGGGCGAACGGUGGCCGUGAAGCGUCUCCGGGACGCGAACCCGUGCGGCCGCGACGAGUUCCGCCGCUACAUGGACCUCAUCGGCCGGCUCCGCCACCCGAACCUCGUCCCGCUCCGCGCCUUCUACUACGCCAAGCAGGAGAAGCUCCUCGUCUACGACUACUUCCCCGGCUCCAGCCUCCAUCGCCGCCUCCACCCCUCUUCUUCUUCCCCGGCGCCGGCGCCGGCGCCGCUGGGCUGGGCGAGCCGGGUGCGGCUGCUUUUGGGCGCGGCGCGCGGGCUGGCUUGCAUCCAUGGCGAGUACCGCGGCGCCGCCAUCCCGCACGGCAACGUCAAGUCCACCAACGUGCUGCUGCUGGACGACGAACGCGGGGGAGUACGCGCCAUGGUCGCCGACUUUGGGCUGGCCCUGCUCCUCAGCCCGGCCCACGCCGUGGCCCGCCUCGGGGGCUACACCGCUCCGGAGCAGCGUACCGGGCCGCCGCGGCUGUCGCAGGAGGCCGACGUGUACGGCUUCGGCGUUCUGAUCCUGGAGGCGCUCACCGGCAGAGUCCCCGCCGCGCAGGAAGACGACGGAAGGAACGAGCAGAGGAGAGAAAAGCGGCAGAGUCCGGUGGUGAUGAGCUUGCCGGAGUGGGUGAGGUCGGUGGUGAGGGAGGAGUGGACGGCGGAGGUGUUCGACGUGGAGCUGCUGAGGGAGAGGGGCGUGGAGGAGGAGAUGGUGGCCGUGCUGCACGUGGCGCUGGCGUGCGUGGCCGAGGCGCCGGCGCAGAGGCCCGCCAUGGCUGACGUCGUGAGGAUGCUCGAGAGCGUGCCCGUCGACGACCCGGAGGAAGAGGAGGGCUCCGUGUCGCUGUCCGGUGGUGUGACCACGGAGGACGAUGCCCUCAGCUACUGAAAGUUUAGCUCAGCAUCUGCAAUUCUGCAUUGCUGUUACUGUUCUUCUGUGUAGCUAAGCUAGUCUUGUUGAUCCGGCUAAUUUUUUGAGUACUUGUGGUUUAAUCGACCGGUGUUCUUCGUUGAUACUUUCGCUCUAGACGUUUUGCUUGAUUCUGUUGAUAAUGUGUCUAGGUUUUCGAUC